AUGGCUCUUGAUACAAAGAUGUCAUGCCUCGCUGCAGUCCUGACUUUUAUAAUUUCCAUUUCAACCUUGCACCUGAUCAAGCCACUCAUCGUAGAUAUGCCACUUUUCUACAUUUUGAUCGGCAUUUAUGGGGGGAUAUUAUGCGUCGUAUUACUGACCGCAAUUAACAACCUCGAGAACCUGAUCUUCAGCAACGAUUUUUGUGCUCAAUUGUUUCCUGAAGUCUUUCUUUCUAUUGUGGUGUCAUCUUUCUCUGUCGGCUCAAUUCAUCGAAUUUGUGGAACGUUUUUUGACAUCAUGUGCAUGUUGCUACUUCUUGAAUCGAAUAUCUCAACAAAUUUACUUAUCUCCCAAUACUCCGCCGAUCACUGUUGUGGCAAAGAAAAAGCGGAAUUAAUCACCAUUCCCCAAAUGCAAAUGUUUUUCUCGAUGGACACUUUAUCUUAUGUAUCUUGA
Echinococcus granulosus is the source of this 456-nucleotide messenger RNA. RefSeq lists its product as hypothetical. The record is from RefSeq and is a predicted model, not a curated record. Bases 1 to 456 code for a protein of 151 amino acids. Lineage: Eukaryota; Metazoa; Platyhelminthes; Cestoda; Cyclophyllidea; Taeniidae. The transcript is spliced from 4 exons.